CGGGAUGUACACCCCGGGCGGGCCGGGGCUGCCCGGCGGCAGGCGGCGGGGCCGCGGCGGGGCGGCGGGCGGCGGCCUGCCCAAGCAGCCGGAGCGCAGCCUGGCCUCGGCGCUGCCCGGGGCGCUCUCCAUCACGGCGCUCUGCACGGCGCUGGCCGAGCCCGCCUGGUUCCGCAUCCACGGCGGCACCUGCGCCCGCCAGGAGCUGGGCGUCGCCGAUGUCCUGGGCUACGUCGAUCCCGAGCUGCUGCGAGAUUACUGCAUGAACCCUCAGACAGUCCUGCUGCUCCGGGUGAUUGCUGCCUUCUGCUUCCUGGGCAUCAUCUGCAGCCUCUCAGCUUUCCUGCUGGAUGUCUUUGGCCCCAAGCACCCAGCCCUGAAGAUCACUCGGCGCUACGCCUUCGCUCACAUCCUCACAGUCCUGCAGUGUGCCACUGUGAUUGGGUUCUGCUACUGGGCCUCAGAGCUGAUCCUGGCCCAGCAGCAGCAGCACAAGAAGUACCAUGGCUCCCAGGUCUACGUCACCUUCGCCGUCAGCUUCUACCUGGUGGCCGGGGCCGGCGGAGCCUCCAUCCUGGCCACCGCUGCCAACCUCCUGCGCCACUACCCCACCGAGGAGGAGGAGCAGGCCCUGGAGCUCUUCUCUGAGAUGGAGGAGAAUGAACCUUACCCAGCUGAGUAUGAAGUCAUCAACCAGUUCCAACCUCCCCCAGCCUACACCCCCUGAGGCCGCCGGCCUCGCCGCCGCCGCCUCCUCCUCCUCCUCGACGUCUCCUCCAGGCUCUUCUGACCUCCCUCCCCCCCCAGCAGAGGGAGAGGAACUUUGGGUGGGUUUUAUUUAGGGUCAGAGCAUCCAUUUUUAUGUUGU
Molecule: messenger RNA, 868 nt
Organism: Dryobates pubescens (Downy woodpecker)
Lineage: Eukaryota; Metazoa; Chordata; Aves; Piciformes; Picidae
Product: transmembrane protein 127-like
Biological process (GO): negative regulation of TOR signaling; negative regulation of cell population proliferation
Cellular component (GO): membrane
Source: RefSeq, a predicted model, not a curated record